AUGGACACACCCUCUUCAAGCCCCGCCCUUGAGAUCGGUCAAUCGCUGCGCAGUCCUCAGCUUCAGCAGGAGUUUUUCAGAGAGCACCGCCGCAGGUUCUGUGACGACUGCAGCGAUGACUCCUCCCCCUCCGCUCCACUAAGCCCCUCCUCCUCCAGUCCCAGGUCAAGUCCAAGUCCAGGAUCCAGUUCCAGUUCAGCCCAACUUCUCUCCAGUCCCAGUCCUGGUCGGAGUCCCUGUCCCAGUCCUGCUCUGAGUCCCAGUCCCAGUCCUGGCCUGAGUCCUGGUCCCGGUCCAGGUCCCAGUCUGGCUGUUGUGGCUGAGCUCCGGACCAAGACCAGGUCGAGCCUCAAACCCGUCCGUCGAUCUAAAGGAAAGACGACCAUCUUCUGGGGACGAGGAAGUGACUGCAGACCUCAGCCAAUCACAAACCAGAGCAGCAGAGUUGAGAGCCAAUCACAGAGGGACGAGAGUGUGCGUAAAUGUAAAUAA
This is a messenger RNA of Knipowitschia caucasica, 492 nucleotides long. The record is from the annotation of a GenBank genome assembly. Lineage: Eukaryota; Metazoa; Chordata; Actinopteri; Gobiiformes; Gobiidae.